This is a messenger RNA of Limulus polyphemus (Atlantic horseshoe crab), 2832 nucleotides long. Its product is annotated as Down syndrome cell adhesion molecule homolog. The transcript has 18 exons. NCBI's taxonomy places the organism in Eukaryota, Metazoa, Arthropoda, Merostomata, Xiphosura, Limulidae. The record is from RefSeq and is a predicted model, not a curated record. The coding region runs from base 199 to 2832 and encodes 877 amino acids. Gene Ontology annotation, molecular function: protein binding.
UUCCGUCUCGGCGUACGGCAAAGGCAAGCCGUCAGUCGGAUUUGAGCUCGUAGGAAAAACAGUCACUCUGAGGCCUGUGAGAGUUGGUUCCGCGAUAGCUGGGCUUUUUGUGACCCGCAUACUUAACUGGUGGUCGAAGCAGAUCUUAAACAUUGCGAGUCGGCUACUUGAUUACAGUUUCUCUCUGCCAGCGAAGAAAUGACGGCUGUGGUCUGGUUUCUGACGGCUCUUUCGGUAGCAGGGUGUUUUGAACUAAGAAAAAGAUAUCCAAGCUCAUCAGUUUUCAGUCUACCAUAUUUGAGUUCAUCUUCCAACUUUACUGUCACAGCUGGAGAAACAGCUGUCUUGGACUGUCCAUUCGGAGCUGCUCCAGGAGGUGAAGUCUCCUGGGAAAAGGAUGGGCGACGACUUCCUGACAAUCAGCGUCAAAGAAUCUAUCCUAACGGUAGUUUGAUCAUCUCUAACGUAAACCGAAAUGAGGAUGUGGGUCACUUCGAAUGUUCUGGCUCAACCCAGGGUAGUCCAGUUUCGCGAAAGGUUAUUACGUUAAAUGUCAAAGUCGCCCCGGCAAUUGAUCCCUUUAGCUUUAAGAGCGACUUGUAUGAAGGAUCGAGAGCAGCGGUUACUUGUGUUGUAGUUGCUGGAGAUCCUCCAAUAUCCAUGAAAUGGUUAAAAGAUGGUCGACAGUUGAACGACGGAGACCAUGGAACCUCAGUAUAUGUGGCUGACGAUGGAUACGUUUCAACACUUACAUUGAACAACCUAUCUCGACGAAACAAUGGAAACUAUACGUGCAAAGCCUCCAAUUCUGUGGGAACAGAUUCCUCUAGUGCUCAACUAGAAGUUAAAGCACCACCCCAUUGGACCAAACCGCCCGUUGACUCUGAUGCUAUACUGGGCAGAUCUGUCAUGCUGCACUGUCAGGCGGAGGGGCACCCCGCGCCUCACAUUCGCUGGAAAGUGGCGAAAGGUCCACCGCAUUUCGUAUCCAGAUUCUCAUCUCAGACUGUGAGAAGAGGAGACAGAGCUACGAUCAGAUGUAACAGUAUUGGAGAAAGUCCUAUUUACCUACAAUGGCUUGUCAAUGGUAAUGAAUUUAACCCUUCAGACCGACGAAGUUACAUAUACAGAGAAGAUCCCUCACCAGAAGGGACACAAGCGGAAAUAACUAUUCCUUCGACUACAAGAGACGACAGCGCCAUCUACACAUGUAUAGCUCGAAAUGACUAUGGAGAAGACAGAAUGAACAUUCAAGUCAAUGUUCAAGAGGUCCCUGAUACACCACAUAACAUUCGAGUUGAAAAAGUAACGAGUCACGAAAUAUCUCUGAUAUGGUCACUUCCGUAUAAUGGUAAUUCUGAAAUCACGGAGUUUCAAGUUCAAUGGCGGGAAGAGCACGAUCAAUGGAGCCAAGUAAACCAAAAAUUAAUGUCAGGGACUGAAACAGCUGCCACUAUUAGUAAUCUCAAACCUCAAACUCGUUACAGAUUUAGGGUUAGAGCAACAAACUCAAUUGGGGUUGGUCGUUUCUCCAAUGCAAUUCAAGAGGAGACUGCGGCAGAACCUCCUCGGACUGCGCCAUCUGGUAUCAGAGCUGUUGCAGUAAACUCCAGAGCAAUUCUUGUGUCAUGGAUGAUGUUGAGAGAACCCGGUACAGGAGAUUUUGUAAAAGGUUAUUACGUUGGGAUCAAACCACGAGGGUCGUCACAGCCGUUCACCUACCGAACCGUGGUGCUCAGGGAUGAAGACUUGGCAGAACAAGAGAUCUCGGGCCUAGAGCGAAACACCGAUUAUGUCAUCGUUGUCCAGGCUUUCAACAACAAGGGUCCCGGUCCUUCUUCAGACGAAGUUUAUGUGAGAACCCCCCAGUUUGAUCGUCCAUCUACACCUAUGUUAAAAGUAUCUGUUACCACGGCAACGUCUAUUACGGUGACAUGGGAUGCUUCAAGCGAUCCAGACUGCCCAGUUUCAAAAUACAUCCUGAACUACAAAAUGGAAGGUACGAAGAGCUGGCAACAGAUUAAUAUUCAUGAGGAUGAAAAUACUCACACUCUGCUGUCAUUAGACUGUGGCGCCAUCUAUCAAUUCUACUUAGUGGCAAUUAACGUAGUGGGAAAGAGUGAACCAAGCCAGACUAUUUCGGCUAAAACAGCGGGCCACGAGUUUCCUACAGGUCCUUCAGAAAUGACGUCAGUAAACUUUCUUUACCGACAUCUGACGGUAACAGUUCCAGUAGCCAGUUCUGUCUUGGUAUUGAUAGUUGUUUUUAUAGUUGUGUGUCAAGUGACCCGGAGAAGAUCUCCUGGUCCACGUACUCAUUCUCCAGAAGGAACAGAAAACAGUGAACAGAUAAAGCCAGAUAAUAUGUCACUCACUGUCACGUACGACAGUAACCAAGAACCAGCUUACCUUCCAGCUCCCUAUGCCACGACUAAGAUCCCAGUGUACUCUCGAGAUCAGGGUGGACCGCUCAGGGGAGGAUCAGAUCCGGGCAUGCGCACAUUUGGCAGUAGUCGCCAUCUUUAUGAUGUACCAAAUCCAAACAGAAGGAUGGAAUCUAAGCCUGUCAACAGCAGCAUUGUUAUUAGCGAUUAUCAGAAGACUGCUCUCCUUCAAGUUGGUCAACAAUACUUAAACAAAAGAAGUCGCAAUCCUAUUGAUAAUGGGAAGAGGAGCCAUAAAAGGGAUUUUGGGGAUGGGAGCUCUGGAAGUGAAUCCGAAGAUGAGAUUCGAGCCACUGCCAACAGGGGGCUCUUUAAAGAACACGAACAUGACGUAGUUCAUGGAUCUGAAAUGGAAUGUGAUCGACAAUGUAAGAAUAUUAUUAUCUAA